Amphibalanus amphitrite is the source of this 4409-nucleotide messenger RNA. RefSeq names its product adhesion G protein-coupled receptor L3-like. Gene Ontology annotation, biological process: cell surface receptor signaling pathway; adenylate cyclase-activating G protein-coupled receptor signaling pathway. The record is from RefSeq and is a predicted model, not a curated record. Gene Ontology annotation, molecular function: G protein-coupled receptor activity. The transcript has 18 exons. Bases 5 to 3778 code for a protein of 1257 amino acids. Gene Ontology annotation, cellular component: membrane. NCBI's taxonomy places the organism in Eukaryota, Metazoa, Arthropoda, Thecostraca, Balanomorpha, Balanidae.
CACCAUGGGCAGUAGCGGGUAUCGGUGGCGGGUGCUGCGUCAGUCCGGAGAGGAGGGACGCAGGCACCUCGGACCGUUACCCUCUCCGACUCUGCUGCUGCUGCUGCUGGGAUGCUGCUCUCUAGCGAUCCUCACAGGAUCAGCAAAUGGUGCGAAUCAGCCGACCCUGUGUGAACGAAAUAUUUGCAAAAAUAAUGGUAAAUGUUACCUCAUGGAAACCAGUAUACCGUAUGACUGGCCACCACCUAUUACGACUACGUCGACUUAUCCAACCAGCACGAUGCAAACUACUACACCAACACCUAAUGCACCGACAGAUCCACCCACCUCGACAGAGCCAACCACGACAGAGGCACCAACCACGACACAGGCACCAACCACGACACAGGCACCAACCUCGACAGAGCCGAGCACGACAGAGCGAAGCACGACAGAGCCAACCACGUCCACGACAACACCAACCACGUCAGAGUCAACAACUUUCACAUCGACUGAGGCAAUGACGAGCACUUCUGACGAACCUUUCCCAUACUCUUCAUCGCCGUCUUAUUUCUCGGGAAUUAGAAGGCGCCGCAGGAGCCGCCGGCGUCGCUCAGCCCCCACGUCCACCCAUUCGUCGGACGGAAGCAUCCUCAAGAUUAUCCGCGGUCUCCUGACACCGAAGGUAUGGGAGCUGGAUGCGGGUGCAACAGACUAUUCCUACGAAGAUGACGAUGACGAAUUGGUGUAUGAGAGCGACGGCGAGAGCAUGAUGGCGGAGGCUCGACCUUUGAUCAUGCCGCCGAUGGUCUCGCAGCAGGCGGCGGGCCAGAGCUGUUACUGCGGCCAGGGAUAUGACGGCGAAAACUGCGCCGGCACCGAAGGUAACGAACAAGAAUACACGCUUUGUCGGGACCAGAAACUCGGAGGACAAGGCAACCAGCUUAUCCUGGAUUUCGCCAUGCUGGGUCUGCUGCCGUGGGAUAUCAUCGAUCCUCAGGAGGGCUGCCCCUCCCCCGACGUAAAGCCCCCGGAUGACUCGGACGGGUGCCUGGUGCCCUCCGGUGCGGCAACACUUCGCUAUUGGUGCCAGGGUAAAACCGAGUGCAAGCCGAGUAUCGCCUUUCUCAAGGACCUCGGCCCGGACUCGUGCUUAUUCGCCGAGGGCGACUCGCUGCCGAUGUGGCUGUACCUGCGGUACCGGGAGGACACCACCCACAGCGUCACCGAGUGCCGACAGGACGGCACCUACGACCCGUCCACUCGCACCUGUUACACAGUGACCAGCUUACCGGGCGGCUGGCACGACCAGCGCGCCGCGUGUCGCCGACAGGGCGGCGAGAUGUUCUGGGACGUGCACAGCUCCGUGUUCGCCACCUUCCUCAGUCAACUAGUCGCUGACACCGGCAGGAAUAUCACCGAGCUGUGGGCGAUGGGCGAGUCGCUUUCGGAGGCACGUCCGGUGUUGAACCUCACCUCUGAGGCGUACCCGGCCAACGUGGACUCCUGUGUGUCGCUGACUGAGCCAUCCUGUUCGCGGUCGGCCAACAAACACACUGUGUGCGCGCUGCCGCCCUGGCCCAGCCAGGUCAUUCCCAACUGCCCGGAGGUCACAUUCGAGCAGUUCGACCUGACGUUUCCCGAGACGAAGCCCGGGAAAACGGUGAGCCAGCCGUGUGGCGCCGGCUACACGGGCUCUGCCAGCUACAUGUGCGGCGUGGACGGACAGUGGAGCUCGCAGUACCCCGACCUCUCAGGAUGUCAUUCGGAAAAAAUAAACACCGAUGACGCCAAAAACCGUCUGGACAACGGAACCGAGCCCGUCUCGGACAUCGUCUCCGACCUGGCUUCCAACGUCACUGAGCAGACGUCACAGAACAAGCCGCUGACGUCGGGUGACGUCAUCAACUCUGUGCAGCUGCUGCCACAGAUGGUGUCCGCUCAGCAGGCCCAGCUCAGCGGACAGGCCGACCAGGACAAGGAGGUCGUGAGCCAGUAUGUAAACAAUAUCACCUAUUUGGUGGGCGAGCUGACCCGACAGGAAGAGUCGUGGCACUCGAUGCCUCGCGCCAACCGAUCGCUCACCUCCUCGACGCUACAGACCAAUGUGGAACAGUCGGCCUACCUGCUGGCGCCCUAUCUCAACGACACACACGCAGACUUUAACUACGACACAAUCCGUGUGCGCACGGGUCGGUAUACAUCACUGGAAGGUAACCUCGAGUACCGCACACAGCAAGGGUCCACUGUGACGCUGCCAGACGAGGUCGGCAGGUUCAACGAUAGCGGCAACACCACCAUCGUCUUCGUCGAGUACGGCAACAUGGACUGCCUGCUUCAGAGUCAGGAGUGCAGAACGUCAGACCAAUGGUAUGCCCAGGAGAACUUGGAGUUUCCCGAGUUUGUCAACUCUCCGAUGAUCAGCGCGAGUGUCGAUAACGUCUCGGUGGAGUUUAAUACCUCGAGUGUCACACUCCGGUUUCAAACUCGGCUCUCGGCGAGACAGUUCAACCUCUCCAACGUGCAGUGUGUGUUCUGGAACAACUCCAUCAGCCGGUGGUCGGACAAUGGGUGCCGAGUGGGUGCGGUGACCAAUGACAGCGUGGAGUGUUUCUGCGACCACCUGACCAGCUUUGCCACCCUGAUGGACAUCAACGGCAUCAUCCAGGAGGGAUCGCCGCUGGACCUGGUGCUGGGCUGGCUGACCACCCUCGGUUGUGUGCUGAGCCUGCUCUGCCUGGCUGCCUGCCUUCUGGUGUUCACUGCCAUCCCAGCUCUCCGCCGCGACGCCUCACUGGACGGCUACCGACAGGCCAUCAUGAGUCAGCGGCUCGCCAUCCACCGCAACCUCUGCAUCUGCCUGUUCGCCGCCGAGUUCAUCCUGCUCGUCGGACUGGAACCGCACGGGAAUGAAACAGGAUGCGCUGUGGUCGCUGUGCUUUUGCAUUUCCUUUUCUUGGCGGCCUUCGUUUGGAUGUGCAUCGAAGGAAUUCAAAUAUGCAUACAGUUGUAUCUAGGUUUAAGUGUAAAAGGCUACUACAUGCGGCAAUACUACAUGAUUGGCUACGGCGUGCCUGCAGUUAUUGUCAUAGUCUCUCUUUCUAUCACGAAAGGGGAGGGAUACGGCACAGAACUUGCAUGCUGGCUCAGCGUCGAGAACGGACUGAUCUGGGCGUUCGCUGGUCCUGUGCUGGUGGUGCUGACGGUGAACGUUGCUGCCCUCGCUUUGGCGAUGCUCCAGAGGUGCACCAAGGGCAGGAGUCACGUGACGAUGCAGCCCUGGAUCGGCUCGGCUUCCCUAGUUGUCAACCUGGGGCUCACAUGGCUGUUUGGGUUCCUCUACUUCAAUAAUGGACUUUCAUUCUUUGCAGUCGUCUUUACAAUCUUGAACUCUCUACAAGGAUUUUUCAUAUUCGUAUUCCUUGUGCUGCUGAACGAUAAGAAUCGAACAGAGGCGCAGCGAGCCCUGUGGAGAGCAACGAACCGAGUGGGUAUCACGGACAUUGACCUGUCGGCGCGGCCGAACGUGGGCGUUCAGCGACACCGCUCCAUGGAUAAAGUGUCGCCGUUUCCCGACCCCAGCGAGCGAGAUCAGGAGAGAGAGGAGCGGCCGGGCAGACUCGACAGGGCCGGUGACAUGGUGCUGCGCGUGGUAACACGGAUCAGAGCGGAUGUCAGUCGCUAUUCGCUGAAACGGGUCCACGAGGAAGACAAUGCGACUCCGUCGCCUGGCGACCACGAGACUCUGCGUAAACUCGAGUCCACGGACCCCGCCGUCGUGGGACGAGGAGGCUGGUAGAACUCGGCUAGUAGAACUCGGAGGCUGGUAGAACACGGAGGAGGCUGGUAGAACUCGGCUACUGUGGCUGGCUGAAUCCCGCUGGAGUCAUCAGUGCUCAGAAUGGAUAUAAUCACAGUCACCGAAGUGAAUAUACUGAGAGUUAGGUGUAGUAUCGAGAGAUGUGAGACAUGCGUGUUCUUUUUAUAGACAAUUGCGGUCUUCUUUGAGGCAUGGUAUUGUUUGGAUAGGUGUCAGCUAGUAUCUGUCAGCAUUUUAUCAUGGCAGAACUUUGUAACCAAUGAAAUGAUUUACUUACCUGACAUCAAACAUGCAUUACACUAGCAUAUCACCAGACACCAAUGUUAAUUGUGUAUGCUGUCAGUGGCGGAUCCAGGGGGAGGGGGGGGCAAAAUGGGCAUUCCCCCCAAACGGCAUAAUUUUAACAUUACGCCUAUGGACGAUGCAUGGAAAGAAUCGAUAAAUUGUUAUGGUUUGCCCCCCCCCCCCAAAAAAAAAACUGAGCUGGAUCCGCCCCUGUAUGCUGUAUGCUAGUCGGUGGUAUUGGGUAUACUUAUAGGCAUAUAUGAAGGUUGUAUGUGAAUGUAAUAUGUGACCGAAAAAAAAAUAUUCAACAGUACUGCAUACCUGA